GGGACACAGGGAACAUGGCGGCUGCCUUGGAAAAUGAAUUGGUAGUAGACAACGAAGAUUACUAUUCUCUGCUCAAUGUCAGGAAAGAGGCCACUCAAGAAGAGCUUAAGUCCUCUUACAGGCGUCUGUGCAUGCUGUACCACCCUGACAAGCACAGAGACCCUGAGCUAAAGAGGCAGGCAGAACAACUCUUCACUUAUGUUCACCAGGCAUAUGAGGUUCUCAGUGACCCACAGUCCCGAGCCAUUUAUGACAUAUUUGGAAAGAAAGGCCUUGAGGUGGAAGGCUGGGAGGUGGUGGAGAGAAAGAGAACCCCUGCAGAAAUAAGGGAGGAAUAUGAGCGUUUGCAAAAGGAGAGAGAUGAGAGGAGACUCCAACAGAGGACAAACCCUAAGGGCACAAUAAGUGUGGGUAUAGAUGCAACAGACCUCUUUGACCAAUAUGAGGAGGACUUUGAGGAUGUACCAGGAGGAGGUUUCCCCCACAUUGAGAUCAACAGGAUGCACAUUUCCCAAUCCAUUGAGGCACCUCUGACCAAUUCCGAUACUGCUGUACUUUCCGGCUCUCUGUCCACACAUAAUGGCAGCGGGGGCGGAAAUAUAAAUGUGUGUGUGCGACACGUGACUUCAACAAGGGGCUGGGGAGAGCUGGAGUUUGGUGCAGGGGACAGUAGAGGUCCUCUCUUUGGAAUGAAAAUAUUCCGUAACGUAUCUGCACGUUGCUUUGUGACCGCUCAAUGGGGAUUGCAGUUCUCCUCACGUGGUUUGCGUCCCAGUGCCACUACCAUGAUGGCUCGGCACCUGGACCAGAACACUAUGGGCUACCUGCAGUGGCGUUGGGGAAGUCAGUCCGCCAUGACCACCAGUAUCGUCAGGGACACCAAAACCAGCCACUUCACCCUAGCCCUCCAGCUGGGUGUUCCCCAUUCUUACCUGAUGAUGAGCUAUCAGUACAAAUUCCAGGAUGAAGAGCAGACUAAGGUUAAAGGUUCCAUAAAGACUGGGUUCUUUGGCACUUUGGUUGAAUAUGGUGCUGAACGGAAGAUCAGUCGCCACAGCGUUCUGGCUGCUACAGUUAGCAUUGGUGUACCCCAAGGAGUUUCCCUCAAAAUCAGGUUGAACCGAGCCAGUCAAACCUACCUCUUUCCCAUUCACCUGACCGACCAGAUUUUACCCAGUGCUGUGUUUUAUGCAACUGUGGGCCCACUGGCCAUCUACUUAGCUGUCCAGAAAAUUAUUAUUAUGCCUUAUGUACGAGCCCAAAAGGAACAGGACUUAGAGAAACAGAAGGAAGAUUCUGCCUCAGAAAUUGCUGGCAGGAAGCAAGAGGCUGAAGCUGCUGUUUUGCUGAUGCAAGAGGCAGUGAAGAGAAUUAUUGACGCGGAGGAAUCUAAAAUGGGUCUCAUCAUUCUAAACGCCUGGUACGGAAAGUUUGUGUCUGACAACAGUCAGAAGCGAGAGAGAGCAAAAGUCAUCGAUGUGACCAUCCCGCUCCAAUGCUUAGUGAAAGACUCAAAACUCAUUCUUACCGAGGCAUCAAAGGCUGGUUUGCCAGGGUUUUAUGACCCAUGUGUCGGAGAGGAAAAGAGUCUAAAGCUACUCUAUCAGUUCAGAGGCGCGAUGCACCAAGUCCUGUCCGGAGACACAGAUCCUCUUAGGAUACCUAAACAAACUCAUAGAAUAGAGUCAGAGACAUAGGCGUCUCCGACAUAGCACAAGAACGAAGGACAGAUGAAGUCAAUGGACAUCUGGAGAUAGACGGAACAAAUAAAGGGACAGUCAGACAUCGAGUGGUGCAAAGGGCUUCUCCUCUUGUUUUCAUGUAAUCACCUUUGUGUUGUCUCAAAUCCCUUUGCAUGUCUCACAUCAAACAUGGUCCUUCGAAGUUUUAAGUGAGACUUUCAAUCGAUGUGAGUCUCGCUGUAUGUUCUGACCUUCUUAGAAAAUAACGGAUGACAGAUCACUCCAUCCAGCUAUCUCAAUCAGUGUUAAUCCUACAUGCUUAUAGAACUGAUAUAAAAGGGAAAGAAUACCAGUAAAGACUCAUCAAUAAAAAAAUAACGAUCACACAUCAGCUCCAGGACGUCUAGUUCAAACCGUUAUGGAACACUGUACAACCUGUGCUUUUAUAGCCAUUUCUAUUGAUCUCGAAAUGUUUUGUGAUUGAUACCGUAAGUGUACAUAGAUAUUUUUGCCUGUUUGUAUUGUAUGCCUGCCAACUCAGUACUUUGCUAAUGCUCAAUAAUACUAAACAAAACAAUUACUUUUAGAGUGAUCUGUUCUGACCAGAGGAGCAUAAUCUCAUUCUUCCCCAGAUAAAUGUGAUAAAAGAAGAGUCAUUUGAAUUCAUUCUAUAAUCAAGCCAUAGAAAAUGUAAUGUAAUUGGACUCCAUCCCACUUAUCAUUUGUCUUGUUUGUUGUCGUAGUUUAAAUGUAAAAUACACUAUCACAGAAUCCAUAUCCACCGUUUUUUUUUUUAUUUGUUUAGCUGUUGUUAUUUGCACCUGUAUGUUUGCCUUGAUAGCAACUUCUCUAUUGCUCCGUUCUCUUGAAUUGCGCUGCAUUAGUUUUACUGAUGUGAAAUGUCAGCAGCAUUGCACAGAUGGAUCUAGAGUGAAGCUAAAAUAUCUUUUGGAUAAUUUCUUGGUUUGUGUGAUAUUUAUUGAUAUUUGAAUGAGGUUUGAACCAAAUGAGUGUGUAAGAGUACGACAGAGCAAUGUUUAUAGCAAUUUAAAUUAUUUAAACAAUAUUUCGAAUAAAUUACACUACGUUUAUCAUCUAUACUAGAUUAGCAUUUUCCUCCACCGAAAAAUAGCAACUCUCAAUUACCUGAUACAUUGAAAAGCGAUGAUGUUAGGAAAUGCAUUAAUUCCUUCAUUGAAAGUGUGACUUUUAAAAAAUCCAUUAGAGCAUAGUUUGGAAAACAAUGACGUUAGGAAACUGAAAACCUGAGUUCUCAAGUGAAAACAGAUAUGUGUAUAUGGCCUAAGGCUGAAUUUCAAAGUACUUUGCAAUGCUGGGUCAAUGUUCCAUACCAAUGACCUUUGAUGGGUCAUUUACAAGGUCACAAUAUAAUAUUUAUUGUGAUUUAAAAUUAAAUGAUCUUUUAUCCUUUUCUUGUUAUCCAGUACAGUCAUUCAUCUUGAACAUUUCCUGAAGUUUUAAUGUAGGUCAUGUUCAUGUAAAUGGCUGGUUCAAGCCAGAUUUUGCAACUCCGGAUGAAAACAGUGUUGCAUUCCUAUCUGAUGCAAAACCUUAUAUGUAUUAAUGUAGUCAACCAGAAGAGUAAUUUAAACAAUAAAAAGUGAAGGAACCUACACUCUACUCGCUUUUUUUAUUUUUUAUUAAUAUUAUUUUUUUUUUUAUUUAUAUUUAAGGUGCUUUAAGAUAUUUUUUUUAUGAAAUGACACACAGAAAGUGUCUCUACUACCUGUCAGAUUGAUGUAAUUAACAGUUGUGAGGUGACAUAAAAUAUCACACCUGUCUUGUGUCUUGUGUAAACA
Messenger RNA from Xyrauchen texanus (razorback sucker), 3502 nucleotides. RefSeq names its product dnaJ homolog subfamily C member 11 (gene dnajc11b). The record is from RefSeq and is a predicted model, not a curated record. The coding region runs from base 15 to 1697 and encodes 560 amino acids. NCBI's taxonomy places the organism in Eukaryota, Metazoa, Chordata, Actinopteri, Cypriniformes, Catostomidae. The transcript has 16 exons. Gene Ontology annotation, biological process: cristae formation.